Messenger RNA from Grosmannia clavigera kw1407, 2079 nucleotides. RefSeq names its product laccase. The record is from RefSeq and is a predicted model, not a curated record. The transcript has 8 exons. Bases 1 to 2079 code for a protein of 692 amino acids. NCBI's taxonomy places the organism in Eukaryota, Fungi, Ascomycota, Sordariomycetes, Ophiostomatales, Ophiostomataceae. Gene Ontology annotation, molecular function: oxidoreductase activity; copper ion binding.
AUGAUACUGUUACGAGGAGGGGAUGGUCUUUAUGGGGCCAUGGGAGCGGAUCGGUGUGCUUUUCACUCUGACUACGGCUCUGGCCGCUGUCUUGGUGUCGUCUUCGCCGGUCCUGUCUCCAGUGUUUCCACACCGGGGUCUGCAACAUAUACCAGGGCAUUCCUUGCCCGUCAAGUCUACACAGUUAAUUUCCUCGCCGUCAACGAGCACAGAGACCAUGGCUUCUGGGCCUACUUCUGGGUCGAUGUGUCCUGCAUCGACCACUGUGACGACUACCAUUACGGUUUCCACGUCUCCCACGCCAUCUGCCGGAACCCCAUCUGCUGUGACUUCGGCUGCCACAGCUUCGUCUGUCGGAACACCAUCGGUUGCACCUCCGUCCACAGCUGUGUUGCCUACUACUGCGACCGCUUCGUUGUCUACACCAACAGAGUCCUCGCCAGUGUCUACUUCAUCGGUAUCUGUCUCACUGGUGUCUAUUCUGCCAGUAUCUGGCUCGACUGCCUCUGCUUCAUCGCCACUGACAGCCUCGCUGGCAUCUUCCACAACUGUACCCACAACCGUAGCUACAUCUACGGUGUCUAUCCCAGCAAAGUCUGCAUCCCGUCCACAACACUGUCUGCUGCCCCGGCUUCGAACCAGACCUCCUGCAACACCGCAACUGACAGACAGUGCUGGACAUCGGGUUUCGAUAUUGAUACCGACUAUGAAGCCAGCACUCCUGUGACUGGAGUGACCCGAACAUACACUCUUGUUCUUUCCGAGGUUGACAACUACGUCAGCGGCGACGGCCAGGUCAAGACAAAGGCAAUGCUAGUCAAUGGAAGCUUCCCAGGUCCAACCGUUACAGCCAAUCAGUAUGCCAACGGUGUUGUCGGUCCCAUCGUCAUUCACGGACCGGCGUCGGCGAACUACGACAUUGAUCUUGGCCCAUUGAUGAUCUCUGACUGGUACUAUGGUGCGGCUGACCAGAUCCUGGAGCGUGUCAGCAGCCUCAACAACUCGUACAUUCCUGGGCUUCCUGGUGCGGCUCCUACCAGUGACAAUGUCCUGUUCAACGGCCUGAAUGUGAACGUCAACGGCACCGGCGGCGAGUAUGAGAGCCUGACGCUGACACCAGGCAAAAAGCAUCUGCUUCGCUUGAUCAACCCAUCUGUUGAGAACACUUUCACCGUCUCUCUCGUCGGGCACUCAUUCACCAUUGUCGCAACCGACUUUGUGCCUAUCGAGCCGGUCAAUGUGACCAGUGUGUAUAUGGCUGUGGGUCAACGCUACGAUGUCGUCAUUGAGGCAAAUCAGGCCACGAGAAGCUACUGGUUCAACGCGACACUCCCCAGCGGACCGUGUGGCCAGAGCUACAACUCAUACCCGGCGGCCAUCCUAUCUUACGCUGGAGCAAACUCGACCACUCCCACCAGCACCGGCUCUGCGCCCCCUGAUCCUAGCUGUGCAGACAGUCUUGCGCUGUAUACGCCUGUGGUUUCCCGCUCCGCAACCGUUUCGGACUUCUCGCCGGACACGGAUGACACGCUGACGACCAACAUUGCUUACGAAAGCAACGGCGUGGCACGCGUCUUCUGGCCCGUCAAUGGAUCGCCCAUCAAUGUGUCCUGGAAUGACCCGACGCUUGCUUACGUUCGCGAUAACAGGACGUCCCAGCUUCCUACCGACGAGAACGUCAUUUCGGUGCCCAAGGCGAAUGUCGGACACGAUGUCAUCAUUCUCGGCGCCUCAACACCACUGGCCGACCCGUUGUCAGGCAAUCACACUUUGCGCUCAUACAACCCGUCGACUGAUGCUGCCAAGCUUAAUGGCAACAAUCCUACGCGUCGUGAUACCACGAUGCUGCCGGCAUGGGGCUGGUUGGUUGUGGCUUUUAAGACGAACAAUCCAGGCUCGUGGCUGUUUCAUUGCCAUCUUGCAUGGCAUGUGUCUCAAGGAUUUGCUGUUCAGUUCCUCGAGCAGCUCAAUGCGAUCCCACAGUCUGUAGACCUUUCGGGCCUAGCGGACCAAUGCCAAAACUGGAACAAUUACUACCCGGCGGAGGACCCGUUCCUGAAGACUGAUUCUGGUUUAUAA